AUGAUAUCUGCAGUAACAUACAACCUCCGGCGGCAGAAAAUUGAUGAAAAUAAUUCAUCUCUGUUCGAAUCCGUACGGUAUGCCAAUGGAAAUAUGGAUGCAAUUGAUAACAAACGCUUAUUUUCACUGGUGGUUGAUUAUAUAGGCAAAAAUGAAAAUUUACAUUAUUAUGUCUUAGAACGUAAUACAAGUUGUAAAACUAUCAAAGAUUAUUGUAUUAAAAUUGAGAAAGGUAAUUUACAAGGUGGCGAAGCCGAACUUCGAGCUUUGAGUAUGUUAUGCCGUUUAUUAAUUUGUAUUGUUUCGAUAAAAAAAACUCCAGAAGGAAGUAUUAAUAUAAAUUUUACUAAUUAUGGUGAACAUGUAAAAUCAUUCCAUGAAUGUAUAUAUUUACUCUAUGAUGAAGAAAAUCAACAUUAUGAUGCUUUAUAUGCGGUUAACAUACAAAAUCAAAAUGAAAAAAUCACAAUUUUUAAACGUAAUGAUGAAGUCGUAUUAAAACUUCUUGACAAAUUUAUUCGAGAAGAAAUUCAUUAUGAUGCUAAUAUAGAAUCCGAUAAUAAUAAUCUAAAUUGUUUAACUGAACUACCAACUGAGCCAAGACUUUCUGCUAAACGGACAAAAUUUGAUAAUACUGAAACAUCGUCAUUAAAAAAAAACAACAUUGAAUCAUUAACUAUUCAAAAAUAUUUAGAAAUGGACAUUUUUGAUGAUAAAUCUGAGCAAUCGACAGAAAAUCGUCAAACAGUUCUAAAUGAUGAACAUGAAGCAGAAAAAAUGAGAUUUGAAAUUGAACCUGCUUUGGAAUUUCGUGGUCGCACGGCACAUGACUUUAAACCGAAGAAAGCAGAAAGACGUAAUGGAAAACCAUCAGAAGUCAGAGCGCCACGUUAUUUUGCUGACCAAAAUAAUCGUCAUUAUCUUAAUUUAUUGAUUUCGAACACAUAUCUACUAGCUGAUCUUCUUGAAAUUUGUCUUGAAAUUUGUAUCGUAACAAGAGAAAUUCAUGGUUAUACAUAUAUUCAGCCUUACUUCAAGUUUCAAGUACAUCCAACAGAUCCUGAAUCGCCAAAUCUCAAUCCAAGAUAUAUAUUUUUGAAUAGUACAACUGAAUUAAAAGCAUAUUUACAAGAAUUACAACAGUUGAAACUUCAAUUAGUUGUUGUUAUGCUUACAAAUCCAGAAUUAAUGCAAAGUGAACAACCAUUAAAAAUUUUUGCACUACCAAAAAAUAACGAUCAUGGAAAAUGCAUUACAACAAAAUAUGAUAAUCAUAAGGACUUUAAAAAGGCUUAUUCUCUUCAUGAUCUUCGCUUUGCAAUAACUUUAUGGCGAAAAGAACCUGGUGAAAAAGUAUUUCACCGCCAUCCUGAUAAACAAUAUAUCAGUCAGAUUUCAAAAGAAGAUAAAAAUGUAAAUAAAAAUAUUAUAUUUAAUCUGACUCAUUUUUUUUCUUGUGUAGAUGAAAGUUCGAGUAAAUAA
This is a messenger RNA of Rotaria sp. Silwood2, 1482 nucleotides long. The record is from the annotation of a GenBank genome assembly. Lineage: Eukaryota; Metazoa; Rotifera; Eurotatoria; Philodinida; Philodinidae.